AUCCCCCGUGUAAGAGUGAGGUGGAGGAGAACAUUCCAGUCCAUGUGACCACAGAAAAUCCCAGUAAGAACUCUGAGGAAAACAUCAUGUUAUCACUAAAUUAUAAAAGAGAAGAUGAAGAUAUCGGGCAUGGCUCUUCAGGAGAAAACCUCAUUACCUAUAAUGUCCAUCCAGGACUUCACAGAACAGAUCUGUCAUAUAAUGCUCCUAAUCAUAAAGAACCUUGUCCUGACCAAUCACAGAUUGUUAUCACAAGUACCGGGCCCAAAGAGGUUACAAGUUUUCAGUGUGGGGAAUGUGGAAAACAGUUUACAGAUAUCUCAGGUCUGUAUGCACACAGAAGAAUUCACACAAGAGAGAAGCCAUAUUCAUAUUCAACAUUUGGGAAAUGUUUUAUGUAUGAAUCGCAAGUCAUGAAGCAUGAGAUAAUUCACACAGUAGAGACGUUGUAUUCAUGUUCAGAUUGUGGGAAAUGUUUUACAGAUAAAUCAAAUUUUGUUAGACAUCAAAGAAGUCACACAAGCGAGAAACCAUAUUCAUGUCAAGAAUGCGGCAAAUGUUUUACACAAAAGUCAAAUCUUGUUACACAUCAGAGAAUUCACACUGGGGAGAAACCAUUUUCAUGUUCCGAAUGUGGGAAAUGUUUUAGAAAUAAAUCAGAUCUUGCUAAACAUCAUAGAUCUCACACAGGAGAGAAGCUAUAUGUAUGUUCAGAGUGUGGAAAAGGUUUUACACAAAAGUCAUAUCUUGUUUCUCAUGAGAAAAUUCACACAGUGGAGAGGCCAUUUUCCUGUUCAGAAUGUGGGAAAUGUUUUAUCACUAAAGAAAACCUCAAGGUUCAUCAGAGAAGUCACACAGGAGAGAAACCGUAUUCAUGUUCAGAAUGUGGAAAAUGUUUUAUCAGAAAAGCACAUCUUGUUACACAUCAGAGAAUUCACACAGGAGAGAAACCUUAUUCAUGUACUGAAUGUGGGAGACGUUUUAUUACUAAAGAGAACCUCAAAGUUCAUCUGAAAAUUCACACAGAAGAAAAAACAUUUAUAUGCUCCAAAUGUGGUGACUGUUUUACACAAAAGUCAAGUCUUGUUACACAUGAGAAAAUUCACACAGGAGAAAAACUAUUUUGAUUUUCUUCAUGUGAAAAAGAAAAUCAGAAUUUGAAACUCAUCAGAGAAUUCACACAUAGAAGAAACUAAAUUCUUGUUUGGUAUGUGGAAGUGUUUACAUGCAUUAAACAGCAUACUGUAUAUGAGAGUAUAUUUUUCUGUGGAAUUACCCUGGGUCUGCCAAAGAGCCAAAUUCUAUUUCCCUGAGGUCAACAGUGACCAGGAUCCAUGGAGGAAAAGUAUUGUGAAUAUGAGGAAAAAGAAGAAGAACAGCGUUGAUUACUGUCAGAGCAGUUGACAAUAAUUUGUAAAAAAGAUUUUCUAUUUCCUUCCAUUUCCUUCUCUUUGCCUCAUUCACACUUGUGUAUUCUGGUCCGUAUCUUACACCAGUAUUUAUAGGAUAUAAUUAGGAGUAGCUCCGAACAUGGAAGACUUUCCAUUAUACUUUUCUCUGUUUUAUUCCGUUCCCUGUUACGGCUUACAGAUACUGAUACAAGAUACCGACCAAAAUAAAAAGUGUGAAUGAGGCCUUACUGUCUAUUGGUCUCUUACAAUGGAGCUUUUAUAGAGAUCAUGCACAGCCAGUUAUACAUCUCAUAUCUUCCUUGGCGGUAGUAAUAAAUCAGAGCAACUGGACAAGUAUUUUUUUUUUCUUGAAGACUUUUCACUGGUCAUCUGAAUUC
This is a messenger RNA of Bufo gargarizans (Asiatic toad), 1789 nucleotides long. RefSeq names its product gastrula zinc finger protein XlCGF8.2DB-like. The transcript is spliced from 2 exons. The coding region runs from base 87 to 1127 and encodes 346 amino acids. Gene Ontology annotation, biological process: regulation of transcription by RNA polymerase II. Gene Ontology annotation, molecular function: RNA polymerase II cis-regulatory region sequence-specific DNA binding; DNA-binding transcription factor activity, RNA polymerase II-specific. The record is from RefSeq and is a predicted model, not a curated record. NCBI's taxonomy places the organism in Eukaryota, Metazoa, Chordata, Amphibia, Anura, Bufonidae.